GCCGGGGUGUAAACCCCCAGCUCUCGUCCCCACGCGCAGAGAAGCUUGUGCACCAGCGGACUCACAGCGAGGCCUCGUGGUGGGGUUUUCUCCCAGCCAGGGGCCUCAGUGCUGGGUUUCCCAGUGGAUUUCAGGUAAACAAAUAGUUUCUACCAUAAGUUUAUUCCGUGUGGCGUUUGGGACGUAAACAUACAGAAAAGUUAUUUGCUGUGUAUCUGAAACUCAAAUAUAAGCUGGUUCCCUGAUGUUUUAGCUCCUGAAAUAUGACGCCUGCCCCCACCAAUACUAACAAAACGUGCUUCCUGGGGCCGUCAGGAGGGUUAAACAAGGCAGGACACGGAAACACACUAUAAAUACUCGUUUUUCUCACACUGAGCCCUGGCCUUACAUGCCCUCCCAGGUGGAGACGGCUCCAGAGCCUCGCCCACCGGAUGCCGUCAGAGGAGACGUGGACAGGAGGCUUCAGAGCCCCAGCAUCAGGAAAGCUUGCCUGCCUCUGUGACCCAGUUUUCAGCCAAGACUCCUUUAUUUAUCACGACUCUUUAAAUAUCAGAUGAAAAAAACGCCUGACUCACACUGACUCAAGACUCACACUGACUCAAGUGCAGGGGAAUUUCACUGGCUUCCGUGACUGAUGUGACUGAUGGAGGCGGGGGUUUCAGGCACAGCUGGAGCCAGGCGCUGGCUCUGCCCUGACUCUGUCUCCCCCCACCUGUGGUCAGCAGAAUGGCAGCUCCACAAACGCCCAUGCCCUAAUCCUAGCAUCUCCAUCUCUAGAUGCUGGAAAAGGCAGGAAAUGAUUCUCCCCUGGAGCCCCAGAGGGACCAGCCCGGCCCACACCUGGAUUUUUGCCCCAUGAAGCCCAUUUCCUACUUGCAGCCUCCAGAACUGUGAGAGAGUCUGUUUGGUGUCAGGCACUGAGCACGUGGUCAGCUUCCUCUGUGUGGGCCUUGUUCUCAGGUGGACGCCUCUCACCUUGGGCCCACCCCCAGGCUGACAUCUUCCCAAGUCCAGCAGAGAGUGAGGGCUGUUUCUGAAAAGGUCCAGAAGAAAUGCAGGCCACAGUCUUCACUGAGGGGCUUUAGGGCUCAGGGUGGUUCUCUGUCCUGAACCAAACCCCGUGGCCAGGGGGUAUAGGGAGCGCUCUGAUUGGCUUGUCAGGGAGCAGCCAGGAGAGGGGUGGGCUGAAGGAGGGAGGCCUGGCCGAGCCUGGCUAGGACCCUGGGAUUUGCAGGAGUCCCCCAGGUGCUCACAACACACGAGUGUUCACACCAUCCUUGUUCAUAAUGGCCCCAGAUACCCAUGGACAGAUGACGGAUAAACACAAUGUGGUCUGGGGAGUUCCCCGGCGGUCCAGUGGUUAGGACGCCGCACUUUCACUGAUGAGGGCCUGAGUUCAAUCUCUGGUCAGGAAACUAAGAUCCAGCAAGCUGUGCGGGGGUGAGCAAAAGAAAAAACAAACACAAAAAAACUGAACACUACGUGGUCCAGCCGCACAGUGGAAUAUGAUUCAGCCUUAAGAAGGAAGGAGACUCUGACACCUGAUACACCAGGGAUGACUCUUGGGGACGUGAUGCUCAGUGAGAGAAGCCAGACACAGAAGGACAGACACUGUCUGGUUCCACUCCCAGGACGUCCCUAGAGGAGUCAGACCCACAGAGACAGGGAGUAGAUGGUGGGGCCAGGGGCUGGGGGAGGGGAUGGGGAGUCCGUGUUUCAAGGGGACAGAGUUUCCGUUUGGGAAGGUGAAAACGUUCUGGAGACGGAUGUUUGCACGGCAGGGUGAAGGCGCUUAGUGCCACUGAGCUGUGCGCUUAAAAAUGGUUAAAAUGGCAAAUUUAAUGUUACGUGUAUUUUGCCACGGUAAGACAACGGGGCCAGGAAAUAACCCCACUGAAAGCACGGAACACCACGUGUGAGAUGGGAGGUUGAACGUGGCGGGAGAGGAGAUGCUCGUGAGGGAUUCUUGUAAAUUUUUCAGGUGCGAUCGUGGUGACAGAGUUUUGUCUUUCGAGAGUCUGUAUCAGAAACGCCUCGGGGUGACGUGGAACCAGGCAGAGCUCUGAGUGUCACCUCCCCGACAGGAAGGGUGCGUGUGGGCGGCGCCGGGGUCCCGGGGCCAGCAUCAUGGAGGUCCCCUGCCGCGCCAUGCUGCUGCUGCUGCUGGUCCCGGGAGCCCUGUGGGCAGGAGGCAGCGCGUUUGAGACUCACAUCAUUGGCGGUCGAGAGGCUGCCCCCAGCUCACGCCCGUACAUGGUCUCGCUGCAGAAAUCCGGCUCCCACCUGUGUGGGGGGGUCCUCGUGCACCGGAAUUGGGUGCUGACAGCUGCCCACUGCGUGACCCGUCCGACGCAGCUGCUGAGGCUGGUGCUGGGGCUGCACGUGCUCGGAGACCCUGGCCUCACCUGCCGCGUCAGGGAGGUGGUCCUGCACCCUGGAUACAAGCCAGCCCCCUAUCUGGAGAACGACCUUGCGCUGCUCAAGCUGGACGGGAAGGUGAAGCCCAGCAAGACCAUCCGGCCCCUGGCCUUGCCCCGAGGGCGCCAGGCGGUGGCCACCGGAGCGCGGUGCAGCGUGGCCGGCUGGGGCCUGACCCGCCAGGGUGGGAGGCUGGCCAGGGCGCUGCAGGAGUUGGACGUGCGUGUGCUGGACGCCAAGAUGUGCAACAACAGUCGGUUCUGGGACGGUGGCAUCAGCCCAGACAUGAUCUGCCUGGAGGCCGACUCCAAGAACCAGGCCCCCUGCGAGGGAGACUCGGGUGGGCCUGUGGUGUGCAGCAGAGGCCAAGUGGCUGGAAUCCUGUCCUUCAGCUCCGAGGUCUGCACCGACAUCUUCAAACCCCCCGUGGCCGUGGCUGUGGCCCCCUAUAAGGCCUGGAUCAAGAAGAUCACCCGCCACUAGCGGCCGCCUCCCUAACCCCCCCUCCAGAGGUGGCCCCGGCU
This is a messenger RNA of Hippopotamus amphibius kiboko, 2942 nucleotides long. It is a transcript of the gene GZMM, whose product is annotated as granzyme M. NCBI's taxonomy places the organism in Eukaryota, Metazoa, Chordata, Mammalia, Artiodactyla, Hippopotamidae. The record is from RefSeq and is a predicted model, not a curated record. Gene Ontology annotation, biological process: proteolysis. The coding region runs from base 2128 to 2901 and encodes 257 amino acids. Gene Ontology annotation, molecular function: serine-type endopeptidase activity. The transcript is spliced from 5 exons.